Messenger RNA from Egretta garzetta (little egret), 6421 nucleotides. RefSeq names its product calcium voltage-gated channel subunit alpha1 E (gene CACNA1E). NCBI's taxonomy places the organism in Eukaryota, Metazoa, Chordata, Aves, Pelecaniformes, Ardeidae. Gene Ontology annotation, biological process: calcium ion import across plasma membrane; chemical synaptic transmission. The record is from RefSeq and is a predicted model, not a curated record. Bases 2 to 6421 code for a protein of 2139 amino acids. Gene Ontology annotation, molecular function: high voltage-gated calcium channel activity; calcium ion binding. Gene Ontology annotation, cellular component: voltage-gated calcium channel complex; neuronal cell body; membrane. The transcript is spliced from 49 exons.
GAUGGCUCGCUUUGGGGAGGCAGUGGCCGGCAGGCUGGGCUCUGGAGAUGGGGGCUCUGACCAGAACCGGAGCCGGCAAGGACCCCCUGCUCCUGCAGGAGGGACCCCGGGAGCCUUCAAGCAAACCAAAGCGCAGAGAGCCCGGACUAUGGCUCUGUACAACCCCAUCCCCGUCCGGCAGAACUGCUUCACCGUCAACAGAUCACUCUUCCUCUUUGGGGAAGAGAACAUAGUCAGGAAAUACGCCAAGAAGCUCAUCGACUGGCCUCCCUUUGAGUACAUGAUCCUGGCGACCAUCAUUGCCAACUGCAUUGUGCUGGCCCUUGAGCAGCACCUCCCUGAGGACGACAAGACGCCCAUGUCACGGAGAUUAGAGAAGACGGAGCCCUACUUCAUUGGGAUUUUCUGCUUUGAGGCUGGGAUUAAGAUCGUGGCUCUGGGGUUUGUUUUCCACAAGGGCUCAUACCUGCGCAACGGCUGGAACGUCAUGGAUUUCAUCGUGGUCCUCAGCGGCAUCCUCGCCACCGCUGGGACGCACUUCAACACCCACGUGGACCUGCGGACGCUGCGGGCCGUGCGCGUGCUCAGACCUCUGAAGCUUGUCUCGGGCAUUCCCAGCCUGCAGAUUGUGCUGAAGUCCAUUAUGAAGGCCAUGGUGCCUCUCCUUCAGAUUGGCUUGCUGCUCUUUUUCGCUAUCCUCAUGUUUGCCAUCAUCGGCCUGGAGUUUUACAGCGGGAAGUUGCACCGAGCCUGCUACACAAACAAUUCAGGUGAGCUAGAGGAGCUGGACCCCCCCCAUCCAUGCGGGGUGCAGGGUUGCCCCCCAGGCUACGAGUGCCGGGAGUGGAUUGGUCCCAACGACGGGAUCACGCAGUUCGACAACAUCCUUUUUGCUGUGUUGACCGUCUUCCAGUGCAUCACCAUGGAAGGGUGGACCACAGUCCUGUACAAUACCAAUGAUGCCUUAGGAGCCACCUGGAACUGGCUGUACUUCAUCCCCCUCAUCAUCAUUGGAUCCUUCUUUGUUCUCAACCUUGUCCUGGGAGUGCUGUCAGGCCAUGAGCAGCGAGCCCUGGUAGCCCGCUUGCGGAAACCUGGAGCCACGCUGCUUGCAAACCGCACCAUCUGCACCGAGGAAGUCAUGCUGGCUGAAGAGAACAAAAAUUCUGGGACCUCAGCCUUAGAAGUGCUCAGGCGAGCCACCAUCAAAAGGAACCGGACGGACGCCAUGAACCGUGACUCGAGCGACGAGCACUGCGUCGAUAUAUCCUCCGUGGGCGAGCGGAGGCUGGCGCAGAGAAGACCUCUUCAUCCAACCUUGGGUAACCCCUUGAGCCAUUCUGGCCUCAAAGGUGCCAGGGUGGACGGUGCCUCCUACUUACGGCACAAGGAGCGACUCCUGCGCAUCUCCGUUCGCCACAUGGUGAAAUCACAGGUCUUCUACUGGAUCGUCUUGAGCCUGGUGGCUCUCAACACUGCCUGCGUGGCCAUCGUCCAUCACAACCAGCCAGCCUGGCUCACCCACUUCCUCUACUAUGCAGAGUUCCUGUUUCUUGGGCUCUUCCUCCUGGAGAUGUCCUUAAAGAUGUACGGGAUGGGGCCACGCCUUUACUUCCAUUCUUCCUUCAACUGCUUCGACUGUGGGGUCACAGUGGGAAGCAUCUUUGAAGUGGUUUGGGCUAUCUUCAGACCAGGAACCUCUUUUGGGAUCAGUGUCCUGCGAGCCCUUCGUCUCCUGCGAAUAUUUAAAAUAACCAAGUACUGGGCAUCCCUGAGGAAUUUGGUGGUCUCACUGAUGAGCUCCAUGAAGUCUAUUAUCAGCCUGCUCUUCCUUCUCUUCCUCUUCAUUGUAGUCUUUGCCCUGCUGGGAAUGCAGCUGUUUGGAGGCAGGUUUAACUUCAUCGAUGGGACACCAUCAGCCAACUUUGACACUUUCCCCGCGGCCAUUAUGACAGUCUUCCAGAUCCUGACAGGCGAGGACUGGAAUGAGGUGAUGUACAACGGCAUACGCUCCCAGGGAGGUGUUCGCUCAGGCAUGUGGUCCUCCAUCUAUUUCAUCGUCCUCACCUUGUUUGGAAACUAUACUCUGCUGAACGUGUUCUUGGCUAUUGCGGUGGACAACCUGGCCAAUGCUCAGGAGCUCACCAAGGACGAGCAGGAGGAAGAGGAGGCCUUUAAUCAGAAGCACGCCCUUCAGAAAGCCAAAGAAGUCAGCCCCAUGUCCGCCCCAAACAUGCCUGCUAUCGAAAGAGACAGGCGAAGGAGACACCACAUGUCGAUGUGGGAGCCACGCAGCAGCCACCUGUAUAACGGGGCAGGAGGCGGCAUCGAGGAUAGGGCGAGGAUGAGGCAGAGCCAGCGGCGCAGUCGGCACCGCAGAGCCCGGAUGGAGGGGAAGGAGCCAUCCGGUGCCCUGGGGAGCCGCUCAGCCAGCCAGGAGAUGGGUCUGGAGGAGGCCAGCCCCAUGGAGGGGGCACAGGAUGGGGACCAGCGUGGGGACGCAGCCUCAGCGGAGGCGCUGAUCCAGGGGGAGCCAGAAGCGAGCGGAGAGCCCAUCAGGACAAAUGGGGUCCCUGCUGGUGAUGCCGAGCUGGCUGGGACUGUUGAGGAGGGGAGCCCCCCGCAAGGAGCACCCGAGACCCCCCGGGGGAAGACGGGCAGCCUGAUAGAGCAGGACUGCAGCAGCCUGGACACCAGCGAGCAAGCGCUGCUGGAGGCCAGCCGCACCGUCAGCCGGAGCGAGCCUGACCUCUCUUCCAUCACCCCCAACACCGAGAAGGCCACGGAGAGCACCACCAUCAUGAUCGAUGUCCACGACUCCGCUGUGGUACAGAUUAGCAACAAGACAGAUGGAGAAGCCAGCCCCUUAAAGGAGGCUGAGACCAAAGAGGACGAGGAAGAGAUGGAGAAGAAGAAGCGGAAGAAGGAGAAGAGCGAGACGGGCAAAGCGAUGGUGCCACACAGCUCCAUGUUCAUCUUCAGCACCACCAACCCGGUGCGGCGGGCUUGCCACUACAUCGUGAACCUGCGCUACUUCGAGAUGUGCAUCCUCCUGGUGAUUGCCGCCAGCAGCAUCGCCCUCGCGGCGGAGGAUCCCGUCCUCACCAACUCUGACCGCAACAAAGUCCUGAGGUACUUUGACUACGUCUUCACUGGUGUCUUCACCUUCGAGAUGGUUAUCAAGAUGAUCGAUCAGGGCUUGAUCCUGCAGGACGGCUCCUACUUCCGAGACCUCUGGAACAUCCUGGAUUUCAUCGUGGUGGUGGGAGCGCUGGUGGCUUUCGCCUUGGCGAACGCUUUGGGGACCAACAAGGGCCGGGAUAUCAAGACCAUCAAGUCUCUCCGUGUGCUGCGGGUCUUGAGGCCCCUGAAAACCAUCAAGAGACUGCCCAAGCUGAAGGCCGUCUUUGACUGUGUGGUGACUUCACUCAAGAAUGUCUUCAACAUCCUCAUUGUCUACAAACUCUUCAUGUUCAUCUUUGCUGUCAUUGCUGUCCAGCUCUUCAAGGGGAAAUUCUUCUACUGCACUGACAGCUCUAAGGACACGGAGAAGGACUGCAUAGGGAACUAUGUGGACCACGAGAAGAACAAGAUGGAAGUGAAGUGCCGGGAAUGGAAACGCCAUGAGUUUCACUACGACAACAUCAUCUGGGCUUUGCUCACCCUGUUCACAGUCUCCACCGGCGAGGGUUGGCCCCAGGUGCUGCAGCAUUCGGUGGAUGUGACGGAGGAGGACCGUGGCCCCAGCCGCAGCAACCGCAUGGAGAUGUCCAUUUUUUAUGUCGUCUACUUUGUGGUCUUCCCUUUCUUCUUUGUCAACAUUUUUGUGGCUCUCAUCAUCAUUACAUUCCAAGAGCAAGGAGACAAAAUGAUGGAGGAAUGCAGUCUGGAGAAGAACGAGAGGGCCUGUAUUGACUUUGCCAUCAGUGCCAAGCCCCUCACGCGGUACAUGCCCCAGAACCGGCACACCUUCCAGUACCGGGUCUGGCACUUUGUGGUCUCCCCAUCCUUCGAGUACACCAUCAUGGCCAUGAUAGCAUUGAACACCGUGGUGCUGAUGAUGAAGUACUACUCUGCUCCGUACACCUAUGAGCUGGCCCUGAAGUACCUGAACAUCGCGUUCACCAUGGUAUUCUCCUUGGAGUGCGUCCUCAAGAUCAUUGCUUUUGGCUUCCUGAAUUAUUUCCGGGACACCUGGAACAUCUUUGACUUCAUCACCGUCAUUGGCAGCAUUACGGAGAUCAUCCUGACGGACACCAAGCUGGUGAACACCAGCAGCUUCAACAUGAGCUUCCUGAAGCUUUUCCGGGCUGCUCGGCUCAUCAAGCUGCUGCGCCAGGGUUACACCAUCCGCAUCCUGCUCUGGACGUUCGUGCAGUCCUUCAAGGCCCUCCCCUACGUCUGCCUCUUGAUCGCCAUGCUUUUCUUCAUCUAUGCGAUCAUUGGGAUGCAGGUUUUUGGCAAUAUCAAACUAGAUGAGGAAAGCCACAUUAACCGGCACAACAACUUCCGGAGCUUCCUGGGCUCCCUCAUGCUCCUCUUCAGGAGUGCCACGGGAGAGGCAUGGCAGGAGAUCAUGCUGUCCUGCCUGGAAGGCAAAGGCUGCGAGCCAGACACAACGGCGACGUCCGGGCAGAAUGAGAACGAGCGCUGCGGCACUGACCUGGCCUAUGUUUACUUUGUCUCCUUCAUCUUCUUCUGCUCUUUCCUGAUGCUCAACCUGUUCGUGGCAGUCAUCAUGGACAAUUUUGAAUAUCUGACACGGGAUUCCUCCAUCCUGGGACCUCACCAUCUAGAUGAGUUUGUCCGGAUCUGGGCAGAGUAUGACAGAGCAGCGUGCGGCAGGAUCUCGUAUAAGGAUAUGUACAAAUUAGUACGGGUGAUCUCGCCUCCUCUGGGCCUAGGAGAGAACUGCCCCUACAGGGUGGCGUGCAAGAGACUGGUACUGAUGAACAUGCCCGUGGCCGAGGACAUGACGGUCCAUUUUACCUCCACCUUGAUGGCUCUGAUACGCACAGCCUUGGACAUCAAAAUUGCCAAAGGUGGUGCAGAUUGGCAGCAGUUAGACUCCGAGCUUCAAAAGGAGAUCCUGACAAUUUGGCCUCACCUGUCUCAGAAGAUGCUUGACCUGUUGGUACCCAUGCCAAAAACCUCUGACCUGACUGUUGGCAAAAUAUAUGCAGCCAUGAUGAUCAUGGAUUACUACAAGCAGAGCAAAGCGAAGAAGCAGCGGCAGCAGCUGGAGGAGCAGAAAAAUGCCCCCAUGUUCCAGCGCAUGGAACCAUCCUCUUUGCCGCAGGAAAUCAUCUCAAACGCAAAGGCUCUGCCUUACCUCCAGCAGGACACCCUCUCGGGCCUGAGCAGCCGGAGCGGGUUCCCCUCGCUAAGCCCGCUCUCGCCACAGGAGAUCUUCCAGCUGGCAUGCAUGGAUCCGGCCCAUGGGCAGUUCCAGGAGCACCAGUCUCUGGAGCCAGAGGUUAGGGAGUUUCAAAGAGUGCAGCCCUCUAACCGUGGCACCUGCCUUCCCGUGGACACUCAGGACCACGCUGUCUCUGGGAGGGCCUCCUCCAUGCCUCGUCUCACUGUGGAUCCCCAGGUGGUGACGGACACCAGCUCGAUGCGGCGAUCGUUUUCCACCAUCCGGGACAAGCGGACCAACAGCUCCUGGCUGGAUGAGUUCUCCAUGGAGCGCAGCAGUGACAACACCUACAAGUCCCGCCGGCGCAGCUACCACUCCUCGCUCCAGCUCUCCGCCCGGCGCCUCAACGCUGACCCAGGCCACCGGUCCGACGGGCAUCGCUCAGGCGGCAGGGAGCGGGGCCGAUCCAAAGAGCGCAAGCACUUGCUGUCCCCCGAUAUCUCCCGCUGCAACUCCGAGGAGAGGAGUCCUCAGGCGCACGAUGAGUCGCCAGAGCGGCGGCGUGAGUCCCGGUCACCCAGCGAGGGCAGGUCGCAGACGCCCAACAGGCAGGGAACGGGCUCCUUGAGCGAAAGCUCCAUCCCCUCCAUCUCGGACACCAGCACCCCCCGGCGAGGCCGCCGCCAGCUCCCACCAGUGCCCCCCAAGCCGCGUCCCCUCCUCUCCUACGCCUCCAUGCUGCGGCACGCCGGAGACGCCUCGCCGCCCGCCGAGGAGAGCGAGGGGGGGUCCCCGCUCCUCUCCUCCACCCUGGAGCCCAACGCCUCUGGCCUGACCGAGUCUUCCAGCUCCCCGGCGGGGAAGCAGAGCCGACAGUCCACCCCGCAACGCUACAUCUCGGAGCCCUACCUGUCUGAGGAACCUCCAGAAGGAAAAAGCAGCGUUCUUAUUGAUGCCUUUGAGGAGGAGGAGGAGGAGGACGACCUGGAGCCCACCUCUGGAGAUGUUUUGAUCAUUUCCUCCGUGAUCCCUAUGAGGAAGACCAUUGUUUGCUGGCAUUAG